AUGAGCUGUGACCAGAGCUACCCCUUCCAACAAGUGUUCUUCGUGGACAGAGGUCAGCGGCAACUUCAGCAGCAUCAGCUGGGACCUGUCUGGCCUCAGAAGGAUCGAAAGGUGGGCGGUGGCAUCCCCAUGUUGGCCACUGUGGUCCUGCUGCUCUUUCUUACGGUGUUUGCGGCACUGGGCUUCGGCGGGUACCUAAUGUACAACAUGCAGAUGGAGCUGAAAGAUUUGAGGAAGAUGUCACGUGAGCUCAAGCAAGCGCAAGAGUUCAGCAAAGCCCAGAAGCAAAUCGGUUUAAAGGAUGAACCUGGUCGGAACAAAGACGAAAAAAAGAAGAGAGAAGACGAAAGGACUGCAGCGCAUGUCAUAGGGAGAAUUGAAAAGAGCAACUUCCCCAAAAUGCUUCGCUGGGACUCGCACAUCACCGGCGCGUUCACCGGCGGAGGCGUGGCCUACCAGGUGUCGAACGGCGCCCUUCGCGUCAACCAGAGCGGACUGUACCACGUUUACUCACGGGUGGAGCUCAUCUUCAAGGACUGCUCGCCCACGUCCUCCUUCUUCCACACAGUGUUCGUCCGGUCGGCGUCGGGUCACGACAACGCCCUGCUGGAGGCGAACCGGGUCGGCUUCUGUUCUCAGCGCCAGAACGUACGGCACGCUUGGACCGCCGACAGCUACUUGGCGUCGGCGCUCAGCCUACAACAAAACGACAGCGUGCUGGUCAAUGUGUCACACCCGGAAUUUCUCAGUCACUCGAGCCACGCCAACUUUUUCGGACUUUACAAGAUCUGA
Molecule: messenger RNA, 792 nt
Organism: Nerophis lumbriciformis (worm pipefish)
Lineage: Eukaryota; Metazoa; Chordata; Actinopteri; Syngnathiformes; Syngnathidae
Source: RefSeq, a predicted model, not a curated record